AUGAAUCAUCUUUUUUCGUCUAUACGACGGAGAAGACGAAUACACGUCCAUGCGCCUGUCCUUUCAUCCGUCCACACAGCUAUGGGCAACCGAUACCCAGCCUACAACAUCAACACCACGCUGGCGCAACUCAGCCUGAUCAUGUUUGUCUCGUUUCUCUGGAUGUAUCGAUACAACUACGCCGAAGCAUUCCCCGUUUUCUCCUCCAUCGUACUGUGUAUUUUCACCGUUCUGAUUGUGAGUCUUCUUUUUUACGCUUAUAUAAUCAUUUUUUUUCAAAUUUUGUUUAAGGUGAUGGGGGUGGCGUACCGUCUGGUGAAGCAGAGCACGGUGCGCGUGCUGACUUACAUCAACGAGAGGAAGGCCAACCUGUUUGUGAGGAGACAAGCGACGGCCGGAGGCGCGGCGGUUAAGGAGAAUUGA
This is a messenger RNA of Plasmodium inui San Antonio 1, 423 nucleotides long. RefSeq lists its product as hypothetical. The record is from RefSeq and is a predicted model, not a curated record. NCBI's taxonomy places the organism in Eukaryota, Apicomplexa, Aconoidasida, Haemosporida, Plasmodiidae. Bases 1 to 423 code for a protein of 140 amino acids. The transcript is spliced from 2 exons.